This is a messenger RNA of Lactuca virosa, 600 nucleotides long. The record is from the annotation of a GenBank genome assembly. NCBI's taxonomy places the organism in Eukaryota, Viridiplantae, Streptophyta, Magnoliopsida, Asterales, Asteraceae.
ACUGACAAAGUGCUUCUCAGUUCUCAUUUCCCAAGUUGUGGUUGUUAUGAAUCUGGUCUUAUUUGGAUUUUGGGGAAGACAGAUACAGAAAAAGAAUGGCAUCAGUUUUCCUCUCCUGCAAUGCACGUCCUACUCGUUCUAUCAAACUAGGGUUUCAUCAAAUUCCCUGCUCCCCAGCUGAUUCUUCCUCACGGAAUCUCCACUUAUCUUCAAUUUUCAGGUUCAAGAAUGGUGCAAAAUUGAUGACAAAAAGAAAGUUGCCUUUGCUACAUGCAUCAAACAAGUCUUCAGAAGAACCUAUUGGGAAGACAGAAGCAAUUACAAGUAGUGACACUGGAAGUGCCCAAGGACCUCCUUUUCUUACUAUUUUGGCUGGGAUUGUCGUUUUUGCCCUCCUACUUUGGGUCGUAGGAUCCCUUGUGUCGUGGGUUUUUGGUCUUUUCGGUUUGAUUUUCUCAAAAUAAAUAACGUUUCAUUUUAUUCCCAUCUGUAAUGCAAUUAAAAGUUAAACUCGGAUUGCAUUUUAGCUUCUCUAGUUUGUAAUUUGACCUUUUGUUGCAAGUUGUUAUGAAGACUUUUAGUUCCACAAACACUUUGACC